This is a messenger RNA of Branchiostoma floridae (Florida lancelet), 324 nucleotides long. RefSeq names its product vitelline membrane protein Vm26Ab-like. The transcript is spliced from 2 exons. The coding region runs from base 1 to 324 and encodes 107 amino acids. Lineage: Eukaryota; Metazoa; Chordata; Leptocardii; Amphioxiformes; Branchiostomatidae. The record is from RefSeq and is a predicted model, not a curated record.
AUGGGCUCUACCACUGAUUACCGACCAGAGACCGCCGGGCCAUACGAGUCCGUCCCCGCCGGGCCAUCCGAGACAGUACCCGCCGGGCCAUCCGAGACACUCCUCGCCGGGCCCUCCGAGACAGUCCCCGCCGGGCCAUCCGAGACAGUCCCCGCCGGGCCAUCCGAGACAGUCCCCGCCGGGCCAUCCAAGAUAGUCCCCGCCGGGCCAUCCGAGACAGUCGCUGCCAGGCCAUCUGAGUCCGUUCCCGCCCGGACACCAGAGUCCAUCCCCGCCGAGACCGUCCUUGACAGGCCAUCCUGCCACGAAAAUGCAAUUCCGUAA